This is a messenger RNA of Trichoderma asperellum CBS 433.97, 906 nucleotides long. The record is from RefSeq and is a predicted model, not a curated record. Lineage: Eukaryota; Fungi; Ascomycota; Sordariomycetes; Hypocreales; Hypocreaceae.
AUGGCCCAGGUAUUUGUGAGGGAUGAACAACUGUGCAACCAAUAUGCGCAGUUUGCAUCAGAUUUAGACCGAUGGCAUUUUAAGAUUAUCUACUGGUUUAUGUUCGUGCUGAAUCUCAUGAUUCUAUUCAUUGCAUCCUGGACAUACACAAAAGGUCAAGAAGCUAUCGAACUAUACAGUCAUGAACCUCAGAGGCGUUCAAGAAGCCUAGUCAAGUAUAUGCUAAUGUGUCUUGGUUGCGUAAUCGUGUCGACGGCAAUCGUUAUUAUGGAAGCCUUUGCUCUCCUGGCUCUGCAGUUUUGUGAUGGCGAGAAUCUGAUAUCCCUAUACUGGUCUACGUGGACCAUGACUCAAGUCGGAUCGCUUAUAGCGAUGAUGGGUAUCAUCCUUGCCAUGGCACACUCGUUGAGAAACAGAAGGCAUCCGCCAUGGGCUCUUGCGUUAGGAACACCAGUCCUCGUUACCGCCGGCUUGUUGCACCUCGUUCACGACUGCAUAAUGAAGCGAAUCAACAAGAUCAAGGAAGGCCCUAUAAGGAAGAAUAGCGUUCUUUCUGUGAGCGAAGUGACUCGGCGGUGGUGUUUUAGGAAUACUAUUCAGGGAAACGUUGAAGAUGACUUUGAGAGUUCGCCUUCAGUUCCGGGCGAAUUCAUAGGAUUCACAGUGGAUGGUGGCCCCAUUGUCCGCUUCAGCAGUCCCAUCCCCCUAAAUCUCAACUCCGAUAGUAGACCCGAGGUGCUAGGAUAUUACGAUGGCACUCAACCUGUGAUAGCAUACAAAAGAGGAUCCAUCCAAUUUUUGUCUACGCCAUCAAAAGGCAAAACGCGCGACCAAAAUGAGUCUCAGCCACCACAAGAGGAAAAAUCGGCGGACAAGGCACAGGCAAUUCUACCGGAGACUAUUUAG